Messenger RNA from Lactuca virosa, 852 nucleotides. Lineage: Eukaryota; Viridiplantae; Streptophyta; Magnoliopsida; Asterales; Asteraceae. The record is from the annotation of a GenBank genome assembly.
AUGUUAUCAUCAUCAAACUCUUAUAGAAUGAAGCAUGAUCAUAGUCUUCUCUCUUUAUCCAGGACCAGCUCCAGCAAAAUAGCCCCAUCAAAUUACAUCACCUGCACUGCAUUUAUCGUUGACCCCUUUUCCAUCAACGAUAACAAACCCCUUGUCGGAAAAAGUUCUCCUCUAUCAUACAGCCGUUUAUCCAGAACCCGCACUGGAAUCUCCACAUUUAUACGCUCGCUUCUAACCAUCAUAUCAAUCCCUGCAAUCAUUCCCACCUUCCGGUGGCUAAGCUUGCCGACUCAGCUGUCACCAACGCCGUCGCUCGGUCGAAAAGUCACCGGAACUUUGUUUGGAAACCGGAGAGGACAUGUCAGCUUUGCAGUGCAAUAUGACCCACGAUCCGCACCAGUACUGAUCAUUGAACUAUCGAUAUCUACGGCGGCGCUCGUUAAGGAGAUGUCUUCAGGGCUAGUACGGAUCGCGCUUGAGUGCGAGAAAAAACAACACUCCCGGUUGUCUGGUCGUCGGGGAGAGAUCAAGCUGUUCAACGAGCCCACAUGGACGAUGUACUGUAACGGAAGGAAUUGUGGGUACGCGUCGGCAAGGGCAUGCUCGGACUCCGAUUGGUAUGCACUGAGCACGGUGCAGAGCGUCUCUGUGGGAGCUGGUGUUCUACCGGUGUUGGAAGGCGGCAGAAAGAGCAGCGUCGGAGGAAGUUGCGGAGAGUCGGAGGGCGAGUUCCUGUACAUGAGAGCGAGGUUUCAGCGAGUCGUGGGGAGUCGUGACUCGGAAGCUUAUUAUAUGAUGAACAUGGAUGGAAACGGAGGGCCUGAACUCAGUAUAUUUUUACUUAGAGUAUAA